Messenger RNA from Heterostelium album PN500, 1620 nucleotides. It is a transcript of the gene lysS, whose product is annotated as lysine--tRNA ligase. The transcript is spliced from 3 exons. Gene Ontology annotation, biological process: lysyl-tRNA aminoacylation. The coding region runs from base 1 to 1620 and encodes 539 amino acids. NCBI's taxonomy places the organism in Eukaryota, Evosea, Eumycetozoa, Acytosteliales, Acytosteliaceae. Gene Ontology annotation, cellular component: cytoplasm; cytosol. Gene Ontology annotation, molecular function: lysine-tRNA ligase activity; ATP binding; tRNA binding. The record is from RefSeq and is a predicted model, not a curated record.
AUGCCACCAAAGCCAUCAGGAAUUAAGAAUGAAGAGGAGGAUUUCAAUCCAGCCGCUUACUUGGAGAAUCGUACCAAGCAGUUGAAUGAUGCAAAGACUAAUGGUACUGAUGCAUGGCCACAUAAAUUCCACGUUUCAACUACAAUUGCAGAGUUUGAAAAGACCUAUUCACACUUGACCAUUGAAGACGACUCGAACGCUCAACCAGAGAUUAGCAUUGCUGGUCGUGUUCUCUCAAAGAGAUUGAAUGGUAAGCAUUUGGCAUUCUACGAUAUCGUUCAAGACGGUGUCAAGACUCAAUUGUUUGUCAACAGAGGCAACAUGGGUGACAGUGUAGACCAAAUCAACGAUUUGUUGCGUCGUGGUGAUAUCGUUGGUGCCAAGGGUAGACCAGGUCGUGCAAAGACCGGACAACUCUCUUUGUUCACAACAGAGGUUGUACUCCUCUCGCCAUGUCUUCAUAUGUUGCCAAAGCCAGGUCAAGGUUUGACCGAUCAAGAGACCAGAUUCCGUCAGCGUUAUCUCGAUAUGAUCGUCAACAACAAUGUAAAGCGUAACUUUGUUAUUCGUUCCAAGGUUAUUCAAGGAGUUCGUCGUUAUCUCGAUAACUUGGGAUUCGUCGAAGUCGAAACACCAAUGAUGAACAUGAUUGCUGGUGGUGCCGCAGCCAAGCCAUUCGUCACCCAUCACAACUGUUUGAACUUGAAUUUGUUCAUGCGUAUCGCUCCAGAGCUCUACUUAAAGCAACUUGUCGUCGGUGGUAUGGACCGUGUCUAUGAGAUUGGAAAGCAAUUCCGUAAUGAAGACAUCGAUCACACUCACAACCCAGAGUUUACAACCUGCGAGUUCUAUAUGGCAUACGCCGACUACAACGAUUUGAUGACCAUCACCGAAGAGAUGUUGGCUAGAAUCGUUGAGGAUAUUCACGGAUCCAAGAAGAUCAAGUAUCAUCCAGAUGGUCCAGAAGGAAAGGAAAUCGAAAUCGAUUUCACCGCUCCAUGGCGUCGUAUCGAUAUGAUUUCCGAAUUGGAAUCACACAUCGGUAAGAUCCCAACUCCAUACUCCUCCGACGAAUGUCGUCUCUUCCUCGCCGAGAAGUGCAAGGAAUUCAAGGUAGAGUGCAGCGCUCCACAAACCACUGCUCGUCUUUUGGACAAAUUGGUCGGUCACUUCUUGGAAGUCCAAUGUAUCAACCCAACCUUUAUUAUCAAUCAUCCAGAAAUUAUGAGUCCAUUGGCCAAGCAUCACAGAACCAUCCCAGGUUUAACUGAGAGAUUCGAAUUGUUCAUUAACACUCGUGAAGCCUGUAACGCCUACACCGAACUCAACAAUCCAUUCACUCAACUCGAUAGAUUCGAAGAGCAAGCCAAGGCCAAGGCAAUGGGAGAUGAUGAAGCACAACUCAUUGAUAAUGUUUUCACUACUUCACUUGAAUACGGUUUACCACCAACUGGAGGAUGGGGUCUGGGAGUAGACAGAUUCGUUAUGCUUCUAUGUGACGUUUACAAUAUCAAGGAGGUUAUCUUAUUCCCAGCAAUGAAGCCAGUCAAGAAUGAAGAAUCACCACAAACACCAACUACAACCACAACUACUCCAACUCCAGCUCCAUCUACAAACUAA